GCCGAGGUGGCCGCGGGCGUUCGCCCUCUCCGGGGCGGCAGAUCCGGCCGGGUCUUCAGCCGCCGCCGCCCCGAUCUGGCCCGCCCCCUCCUCCGUCCAGCCCCGGCCUGCUGGGAGGCGCUCCCCCGGGGCCGACCCUGGGCUGAUUUUCAAACACCAAUCAUCAUGCAAUAGAGGCAGCCCGGGCCUCCCGUGCCAUUUGGCGGUGGUCAACUCCGGAUGCCCGCGUGGGGAGCGGAUCUGGACCAGGCUCCCCAAACCGAGAACCUGCCCGAAUUCAGGGAGCUGGCGAGCAAGCUGGUCCUUCAGGGUAGUCACUUUGGGAGUAAGAAGAUUGCCAUUAAAUUACAACCAUGGUGCAGAAAUACCAGUCCCCAGUGAGGGUGUAUAAGCACCCCUUUGAGUUAAUUAUGGCUGCCUAUGAGAGGAGGUUCCCCACAUGUCCUUUGAUCCCAAUGUUCGUGGACAGUGACACCGUGAGCGAAUUCAAGAGUGAAGAUGGGGCUAUUCAUGUCAUUGAGAGGCGCUGCAAGCUGGAUAUCGACGCUCCCAGGCUGUUGAAGAAGAUUGCAGGAGUCGAUUAUGUUUAUUUUGUCCAGAAAAACUCCCUGAAUUCUCGAGAGCGCACUUUGCACAUCGAGGCGCACAACGAGACGUUUUCUAACCGGGUCAUCAUCCACGAGCACUGCUGCUACACGGUUCACCCUGAGAACGAAGACUGGACCUGCUUUGAACAGUCUGCAAGUUUAGAUAUCAAAUCCUUCUUUGGUUUUGAAAGUACAGUGGAAAAAAUUGCCAUGAAACAAUAUACCAGCAACAUUAAAAAAGGAAAAGAAAUCAUCGAAUACUACCUGCGGCAGCUGGAGGAGGAGGGCAUCACCUUUGUGCCCCGGUGGACCCCGCCCUCUCUGCAGCCCUCAUCAGAAACACUGUCAUCAAGCAAGAGUCAAGCCACAUCUUCUGCUGUCCUUGUCCCAGAUGCUGCUGCCCUCAAGGAGGGGCUGAGUGGGGAAGGCAUCAGCAGCCCAGGCCCAGCAUCUGAGCCUGUGGUAGGAACCCCUGACGACAAGCUAGAUGCCGACUACAUCAAGAGAUAUUUGGGUGACCUGACCCCGCUCCAGGAGAGCUGCCUCAUCCGACUGCGCCAGUGGCUCCAGGAGACGCACAAGGGCAAAAUCCCGAAGGAUGAGCAUAUUCUCCGGUUUCUGCGUGCCCGGGAUUUUAAUAUUGACAAAGCCAGAGAGAUCAUGUGUCAGUCUCUAACUUGGCGGAAGCAGCACCAGGUGGAUUACAUCCUGGAUACCUGGACUCCGCCCCAGGUCCUUCAGGAUUACUACGCUGGAGGCUGGCAUCACCAUGACAAAGACGGGCGACCGCUGUACGUGCUCAGACUGGGGCAGAUGGACACCAAGGGCUUGGUGCGAGCCCUCGGAGAGGAAGCCCUGCUGCGAUACGUUCUUUCCAUAAACGAAGAAGGCCUAAGACGAUGUGAAGAAAAUACCAAAGUCUUCGGCCGGCCAAUCAGCUCGUGGACCUGCCUGGUAGACCUUGAAGGACUGAACAUGCGCCAUCUGUGGAGACCUGGAGUCAAAGCCUUGCUGCGCAUCAUCGAGGUGGUGGAGGCUAACUACCCAGAGACGCUGGGCCGCCUCCUCAUCCUCCGAGCUCCCAGGGUCUUUCCUGUCCUCUGGACACUGGUUAGUCCAUUUAUUGACGACAACACAAGAAGGAAAUUCCUCAUUUAUGCGGGAAAUGACUACCAGGGCCCUGGAGGCCUGCUGGAUUACAUCGAUAAAGAGAUAAUUCCAGAUUUCCUGAGCGGGGAGUGCAUGUGUGAUGUACCAGAGGGUGGACUGGUCCCCAAAUCUCUGUACAGGACUGCAGAGGAGCUGGAAAAUGAGGACCCGAAGCUCUGGACAGAGACCAUCUACCAGUCUGCCAGCGUGUUCAAAGGAGCCCCGCAUGAGAUUCUCAUUCAGAUUGUGGACGCCGCCUCAGUGAUCACCUGGGAUUUUGACGUGUGCAAAGGGGACAUUGUUUUUAAUAUUUUUCACUCCAAGAGGUCUCCCCAGCCACCCAAGAAGGACGCGCUGGGGGCCCACAGCAUCACCUCUCCGGGUGGGAACAACGUGCAGCUCAUAGACAAAGUGUGGCAGCUGGGCCGGGACUACAGCACGGUGGAGUCACCGCUGAUCUGCAAAGAAGGAGAGAGUGUGCAGGGCUCCCAUGUGACCAGGUGGCCGGGCUUCUACAUCCUGCAGUGGAAGUUCCACAGCAUGCCCGCGUGUUCCGCCACCAACCUCCCCCGAGUGGACGACGUGCUGGCCUCCCUGCAGGUCUCCUCCCACAAGUGCAAAGUGAUGUACUACACAGAAGUGAUCGGGUCCGAGGAUUUCAGAGGCUCCAUGACCAGCCUGGAGUCCAGCCACAGUGGGUUCUCACAGCUGAGUGCCGCCACCACCUCCUCCAGCCAAUCACACUCCAGCUCCAUGAUUUCCAGCGAAUGACUUGUAUGACAUCCUGCAGAGACGAGCCGCCUCCUCCACGGAACUGAAGCUGCAGCAGGCAGCCCUCGUGGCUCCCUGUUAGUGGAGGUGGCCUGUGGAUUCAGGACAGCCCUUGAGGUCCCUUUCCUCUGAGGACUCGGCAGCCUACAGGAGCACCCGGUCCUGGGGUGGAGCCAGCCCACUCCUAAGCAGACACGCUGCCCAGGAGGGGCUCUCGGGCUCCCCACGACUCCCGACAACACCGCCAUCAUUAAACAUUGCUUUCUCUUUCCUCCUCUUCAAAUCUUUUGAUAUUUUUCAGAGCAAAAUUUUUCUGUCCAUGAACUUGGGGAAGGGGAGGGUUCUAUUCUCCGCUGAAUGCUGUUUUUCCUCCCGCAGGUGGGCAGCUCUAUGCCCGCCAGCACCUAGGGUCCUCAGCCCUCAGCACCCAGGAUCCCCAGUCCUUAGCACCAACCCAGUGUCUUCAGCCCUCAGCACCCAGGGCCUUCAGCCCUCAGCACCCAGGGUCCUCAGCCCUCAGGACCCAGGGUCCUCAGCACUCAGCACCCAGGGUCCCCACCCCCAUAGCUCCCAGGAUCCUCAGCUCUCAGCGGGUGUUGGAAGUAGUGGGUGACACUUCCUUCUGGAAGUGUGGCAGAAGAGACUCCAAGAAUGUUCUCCAGGGUGGCGCAUGGCUUGUAGUGGCCUUGGGCGUGUGAUGGAUGUUGGGGUGUGUGCAGGUGCCGUUUGUGUGCAUGAGGGACAGGGGGGUGGGGUGGGGGAGCAUGGUGGGACUUAAUUUGUUUUAUCAGCAUUUUAUAGAAGCCGACCAGAGGCUGGCUGGCUUUGUCUUUUUCUUUCUGAUCCCCACUUCCCAAAGCCUGCUGUCUGAGCAGGCCCUGACUUCACAGCUUUUAUGGGAAAGCUUACUGCUUACAGAGCUGUCUGGAAGUUGCAGGUGGCUGAUCUCCAUGAGAAGGGCCUGGGAUCUCUCUGUGUGUGUGUGUGUGUGUGUGUGUGUGUAAACGUGUCUAAAGAUGGGUGCCAAACCCACAGGGCCGUGAAUGUGUACGACAAGUGUGGAAUCAUGUGUUGAUGCCGCUCGGAGGCAUAGAUGGAUGUCUGUGAGCUUUGUAGAGGCUGUGGCAUGUCAGCAAGCAUGAGGAGAGUCUCCACAGCAGCCUGGCUUGGCCAGUGAGCCUGCUGGCUCCCGGCACUCGUGUUGCUGGCCUCUGUGGCCCUUCGCCAUGCAUUCCCUGUGCAUGAGGCAGCCAUUCCUAGACAGCAUAGUAGGGCUAUCGUUACUGCGUCCAUGCUGCUCCAAUUAGGGCUUCCUAGCUCCAGUUAAAGGACCUGAAGAUGGCCCUGCUCUCUCUCUCUCUCUCUCCUGUCUCCCUCUCCCUUUCCCUCUCUCUCUGUGUCUCAGAUGGCGAUUUUGCUGACAGCCUCCAAGAAAACGCUUCACGCGACAGUCCACAUGUGCCCAGAGAUGCUUGUGGGACUGUUUGAGUCGCAGCCAUGUCUCAGGCUGAAGAUCUGUCCCCUUAGUCCCUUCAGAAGUGGCCCUGCUCAGUGCCUCAGAACUGAGCUGAGCGCAUGACCACACUCACAGGCUCUAGCCGCCCAGGCCACAGGGCACUGCUGCCUUGGGAGGGUGACUGGGUGUGAUGUGUGCCGUGCAGAGCCUCUUCUCACAGUGCCCGGCACGUGUCCUGAAAUGCUGCUGUCUCGCCCUCCCACCCAGUCCAGCUCUCUGGGUUCUCCGUCUGUUACUAGUGUCUUAAUUCUCUCUCCUUCCUGAACCCAUUAUUUGCAUAUCAGAUUCUGUAAAUGUUUUAUAAACAUAUUACCUCACUCUUGGUAAUACAAUAUUGAUAGUCUUUAAAAGAUUUUUUAUUGUUACAGUAAUAAAUGUGAACUGUUUAAGAGGA
Molecule: messenger RNA, 4417 nt
Organism: Alexandromys fortis (reed vole)
Lineage: Eukaryota; Metazoa; Chordata; Mammalia; Rodentia; Cricetidae
Gene: Sec14l1
Product: SEC14 like lipid binding 1
Exons: 17
Coding region: 354-2507 (717 amino acids)
Biological process (GO): negative regulation of RIG-I signaling pathway
Cellular component (GO): cytoplasm; cytosol
Molecular function (GO): RIG-I binding
Source: RefSeq, a predicted model, not a curated record